Messenger RNA from Maylandia zebra (zebra mbuna), 2632 nucleotides. RefSeq names its product potassium channel, subfamily K, member 4a (gene kcnk4a). Gene Ontology annotation, cellular component: plasma membrane. The record is from RefSeq and is a predicted model, not a curated record. Lineage: Eukaryota; Metazoa; Chordata; Actinopteri; Cichliformes; Cichlidae. Gene Ontology annotation, molecular function: potassium ion leak channel activity; outward rectifier potassium channel activity. Gene Ontology annotation, biological process: potassium ion transmembrane transport; stabilization of membrane potential.
AAGUGCCUUCUCACAACACACACACAUACACACACACACAUGCACACAGAGCUCCUUCAGUGCUGAAGUGAAACAACUUGUGCUGCAUGAACUUGGACAGCAACAUUUCUCCAAACUGAAGUGUUCAAAUGGCUUGAAGGGGAAGGAAAUGGACACGCAAUCAUCUGUUCCUGAACCCUGACGUUGGAGGCAUCGCAGAGCGAGCAGAAGAGGAAGAAAAAGAAGGAGUUUCGAUAUUUCUCUAUCAGCUGAUUUCUAGAGUUUUAACAUGGGAUGAGCUCCUGACUCCAGUGAGUUAAGUUGUAUCCUGACUGAGAUCCCAACCAGAUCUGGACCUGUGAGCUGAGACCCUUUAACCCUGGAGGGGCAGGGAGAAAGGCGGGGAGAAAAUGCGGUGCACUACCCUCACCACCCUGCUGGUGGGAGUCAUGUUGUACCUGGUGAUGGGAGCGUUUGUUUUUGUCACCCUGGAAAAGCCCACAGAGACCUUGGCACAUGAAAAGCUGCUUGAAACCAAGAAAGAAUUCCUCAUGAAAAACUACUGCGUCACCGAGUCGGACUUUCACGAGCUUGUACAGGGUUUGAUGUCUGCAGUCGAGGCAGGCCUGAAUGUGAGCAGAGUUCCUGCCAACUUGACCACUCGCUGGGACAUCGCGUCUGCCUGCUUCUUCUGUGGCACCAUCAUCACCACCAUAGGCUUUGGGAACCUCUCACCUCGGACGCCUUACGGCCAGUUGUUCUGCGUGUGCUACGCUUUGGUUGGCAUCCCCAUGUUUGGCAUACUUCUCGCUGGAGUGGGCGACCACAUGGGCACGGUGCUGCGGAGAGCUGUGGCCAAGAUUGAGACCCUCUUCCUGGUGAGAAUGAAACGCAAGGUCAGGCCCACGACUGUGCGUGUCACCUCAGCAGUUCUCUCCAUCCUAAUUGGCUGUCUGAUCUUCCUCGCUGUGCCGACAGUCGUGUUUCAGAAAGUGGAAAACUGGAAGUUCUUGGAGUCGCUCUAUUUUGUGGUCAUCACGCUUACCACUGUUGGCUUUGGAGACUAUGUACCAGUUGGAGGUACUGAAGACAACAGCUUCUUCAAGCUUCUGGUGUUGUUGUGGAUCGUGUUUGGUCUUGCCUACUUUGCCUCCAUCCUCACCAUGAUAGGCAACUGGCUGAGGGUGCUGUCUAAAAGGACUCGUGCUGAGAUGGAGGAGCUGAGGGCCCACGCAACAGACUGGACGCAGAGCAUGUCCAAGGAUUUCCGCAUCCCAAAUCCUCUGGAAUUUAAUGACCCCUUCCUCCUGCAGCGGCGGCGCUGGAAACGUAGCGAGCGCCGACGCAUCCGCCGGGGAGCCCAGGGUACACUGGGAUACUGGGUGCGAGGGGGACCUGAGAAUGGACAUCUGUCAAGUCACUGGGCUGGCCUGUCGAGCUCCAUGAGUGAACUGCAGGACAAUUCGUCCGGGGUGAGGGGAACUAACUCAAAGGCACAGGUGAGUGCAGCUGGAGGGGGAACGGUCCCCAUAUCAGCAGCAGGGUACAGGGCUGACCCUGCUGGGGUUCUGCAAGGGCAGGGCAGGUCAUUUCCUCACCACCUGUCCCGCUCAUUCUCCGUCCCCGUAACCCGCUCCGGUUCACAGCUGGAUGUUGUAGGGGCACGUAUGCAGGAAGGGUCACUCUCCGGAUCAGAGUCUGCAUUCAACUCCAGGUCAGAUGGCUCCUCAGUCUCCUUCUCCUACAUGGCACCCCACAAGUUCCAGCCGUGCCAAACCAUCGGCAGCAUGGAGGAGGGAUCAGUAAGACUCGCACAUAUGGACACAUCAGAGAGGAAAGAUGAACUGAUUCCAGCAGAGAACUAUGAAUCUGCACCAAACAAUAGCCACAAUCAGGCACCUGACCCUAGUCCUUCUUCUCGCUCUUCCCCUGUGCCCACAUCCCUACCCGAAGUCCUCCUUCCCUCCCCUGACAUCACCACAGCCCCCUCACCAAGCUGCCAGCUGCUCGACUUCUUCGGCGAGAACUUGGCGUACAUUGACGAGUCCUCAGACACCCUGAGCGACCGCCCCCAGUCCACGAGCGAGGAGAAGAGGAGACGGCCCCGAAAGCCUAAGAAGAAGAGCAUGAGGAGACAGCUAUCACACAGGUGGAGCUCGCUGCAGGUGAGGAGGCCCAGCAGUGACAUGCAGCCACCAUCCCAUCCUCCAACACCACCUCCAGCAUCCUCUCUUUCAGACCUGUCUCUACCUGAGAACCAGACAGAUGCAGCUCCUGCACUCUGACAAAAACCAGAUGUGGCAGCCGACAUCACAGCUGUGGUUCUACACUGCUGCUAGCUAGAAGAAACACGCCUCAUGAAUGCAGCUGUUGUUCUGGGGUUUUUUUCUUUUCUUUUUUUUGGUGUUUAUAGUUAGCCUCACAAAACCACCUCACCAAUAUUGCUUUGUUUCUUUUGUGUGACUAAAACGAUAUAAGAUGGGUUUGAGUUUCCAGGACGCUCUGACAAAGAGAUAAAUCUGCCUUUCAGUGAGGCUAAUCGUGCAACUUUAAGUGGACCGCUCCUCUCAUAAACAAGGUUCGGGACUGAGUGAGUCACAUCAUUACCAAGAUGUCAUUAAACAUAAUUAUCUGCUUUGUUUUGAGCUGCUGA